Molecule: messenger RNA, 1238 nt
Organism: Glycine soja
Lineage: Eukaryota; Viridiplantae; Streptophyta; Magnoliopsida; Fabales; Fabaceae
Exons: 4
Coding region: 247-819 (190 amino acids)
Source: RefSeq, a predicted model, not a curated record
GUGGACCCCACUAUUCCCCAGGUGCAACGCGGGAAGAAGGGAACGGAAAGGAAUCAAUCAAUCACUCCUUUGACUCAUCAUUCAUUCCUUCCUUUCUCUUCCUCCUUUCAUCAUUCCUCAUAAUCGCACGCUUUCUCUUAUUCUUUCUCUCUUUUUACACGCUAAUCUUCGUUUUCCACACCUUCUUCUGCCUUGGUUUACUUUCCAGUUCCACCCAAAGCAGCCAACCAACCAACAAACAACACAAUGUAUCCAAAGGUGAAGGUAAGACACGACGACGACGACGCUGAACUUGGUCUCAAAGCUUUCCUCUCUCUAUAUCUGAAACCAUCUCCUUCUCCAGUGAUGGACCAGAAAGUUGUCUCUACGGCAUCCAUUGUCAAAGCACCAAAGUGUUAUGUGCCUGUAACUAUUCCAAGAGUACUUGUAACUGAAGAAGAUUCUGGAGACUUCAGUUCGGUAUCUGAUUCCUCAGGAGCUACAGGAUCCGAGAAGGAUGAUAGUACCGAUGAAAAUAAAGUAAAUAUUAGAGCCAGUUCGAUCCCACGCCCUCGUGCUGUCAUUUCUAGUCCUGAAAAUGACAUGAUGAUCGGGAAUAGAAACAAGAAUGGAGAUGGAAGACUUUCUGCUUCAAAGAAUGGCGGUGUGUUAGAAAAUAGACAUGCACACUGUAAAGUUAAAUCACAUGACGUUACUGAUAUUCCUCCAGACACAAGAAAGCAGAGGGAGCCAGGGUCUAAGGAUAAAGCUGAUCCUGUAGGAAAGAAAAAGGUCCAUAAAGGCAGCGUAAAAUUCGAAAAUGCACCCUGGAAAUUUUAGUUCUGGAGAAAUCUAGGAACAUGACUAGUUACCAGUUUUUGGCCAUCAAAAUGUGAUAUGAUCUUAAUCUAGGACUAGGUCCCCCUCCCCCCCCCCCCCAAAGAAAAAGAGAGAAUAAAAUGGUGCAUGCUUUGAUGUAACCACUCCGGCAUGCUUAAUACUACCUCACCAAUAUUUUCAAUGUUCACUUGAUGGAUGGAUGUAUGAACUGCUUUGUAAGAUUGUUUAAGUAAAAAGACAUUUUGUAGCAGUGCUUCAUGAUAUAUCAUGUAUCUACAACCAAAUGAAUAUUUGGGAGGCAAGCAAGAAGCUUAGAAAUUUAGUUAAGGAUACUAUGUUUUGUUUUUGUAUGUAGAUUAAAGGACUGCUUAAGUUGUUCCAGAUUUUCAUGCUAGCUGCUCACUUUGGCUAUGGCUUUA